AACCCUUCGACACGGCCUCGUGGAUGCUGGUGGCUCUCGUGGCUAUCCAGGUGGCCGCCGUGUCCAUCUUCCUCUUCGAGUGGCUCAGCCCCGCUGGGUACAACAUGAAGUUACAGCCGCCGAACAACCAUCGCUUCUCCCUCUUCCGAACACUGUGGAUGGUGUGGGCCAUCCUCUUCCAGGCGGCCGUCAACGUCGACUGUCCCAGGGGCUACACUGCCAGGUUCAUGGGGAAUGUUUGGGCCAUGUUCGCCCUCAUCUUUCUGGCCAUCUACACGGCCAACCUGGCCGCCUUCAUGAUCACCAGGGAGGAGUUCUACGACCUCUCAGGCAUCGAGGACCGUCGCCUGCAGAACCCCACGACGAUGAAGCCGCCCUUCAAGUUCGCCACCACACUCCACGGCAACACGGACGUCCUCAUGAAGAAGUCCUUCCCGGUCAUGCACGCCUACAUGAGGCAGUUCAACCAGUCCAGCCCCAUUGAGGGCAUCAAGGCUGUCAAGAAAGGGUGA
Procambarus clarkii (red swamp crayfish) is the source of this 512-nucleotide messenger RNA. The record is from RefSeq and is a predicted model, not a curated record. Lineage: Eukaryota; Metazoa; Arthropoda; Malacostraca; Decapoda; Cambaridae.